Striga asiatica is the source of this 1307-nucleotide messenger RNA. The record is from the annotation of a GenBank genome assembly. Lineage: Eukaryota; Viridiplantae; Streptophyta; Magnoliopsida; Lamiales; Orobanchaceae.
UUUGUCAAAACCUAAAAAAGUGAUUGCAUAUUUGGUCACAAUUAACCAAAAACCCACUAAUAAAAAUGGCGACUUUAGUGGUGGCGACCACCGCUGAUCCGGCGUCGAUCAACCCUGCCAAAGCUCUCCUGGCCAUGCCCGGUUGGCAGCCGGGCCCCACUCUGGAUGGUGGCAUCAGGAGCUUCAAGAACGGCGACGGCCUCCGGUUAUUGGAACAGGACAAGUUCAUAAUCGACGAAGACGAUCUCGACCUCAGAUGGGAGGCCGCCACCGGCGAGACUGUAUCGGAGCUCAUUUUUCUUUCUCGACAUGUCGCCGUUUCGAAUCGUCCAGCACUAACAAUUCAUCCUAUAGGGGUACCUCAUUUGAAGGAUGGAGAUGUUGUACCACAAGGAGGAAGGCCAGGCUGGGCUGCUCCACCUUGUCCACGUAUUGGGCCGUGGCUUUUGCUGCUGAAAAAAAUUGCUGACUCCCACAAUUUACUGCCUGAAUUUGAGAUAACAUUAGAAGCUACUCAUCAUGGACCUGUAACAACAAAACCAACAAUGUUCAUUGAGAUAGGUAGCGCGGAGGAAUACUGGGGAAGAGAGGAUGCUGCUCGUGUGGUGGCUCAAUUAGUUUGGGAAGGCCUUGGUCUCGGGGAAGGUAGUCCAGUUGGAAUUUGGAGCAGGAAAGGUGGGAUUUGGGUUGGGCACCUUCUCUCGGGAUAUUCUCUGCCAAUGGAGGAUCCUGGAAAAUCGAACGUGAAAGUAACUGCCGAAAGUAUUGGAGGGACAUGGAAAGAGGCCAUUAAAGUUGCUUUUGAUGCUACAAAAGCAGCCUUUCCCGGUGGAGAAAUUUUGGCACAUCUUGAUCACAAGAGUUUCAAGGGCUGGCAAAAGAAUGCUAUUGUAGAAUUUUUAGGGACUCAAAGCGUAAAGAUCGGCAAGCAGUCGGACUUCUGUUGAUAAAAUGAUAUUUUGAAGUUGCAUAAUUUGAUAAUUUUCCUGGCAAUCAUGGCCAUAUUUAAGACUCAGAUUAGUAAUUAAUUAUCCCAGUCAUAGGUGCUAGCUGCCAACAAAAAGUUGGACCAUUUCCUCUUUUUCCUUUUACCUUUUUAAUCCAAUUGUAAGACGGAGACUAUGUUUGUGAUUUUGGGAGAAUAAUGCAUCAUAGAUUAGGUUGUUUUUUUAUUUUGUCUCCCUUUUGUUUUGCAUUUUAUUUUUGUGUGUGUGAGUGAGUGUGUGUUUAGAUGUAUAGUUGUAAAAAUGUUGGGCUCGUGCUAGCACAAGCCCGUCUGCUCGAUGUCAUGGGUCGUUCAUUUCUAU